Molecule: messenger RNA, 1643 nt
Organism: Phaeodactylum tricornutum CCAP 1055/1
Lineage: Eukaryota; Bacillariophyta; Bacillariophyceae; Surirellales; Neidiaceae
Gene: atpB
Exons: 2
Coding region: 41-1546 (501 amino acids)
Biological process (GO): proton transmembrane transport; proton motive force-driven mitochondrial ATP synthesis
Molecular function (GO): proton-transporting ATP synthase activity, rotational mechanism; ATP hydrolysis activity; ATP binding
Source: RefSeq, a predicted model, not a curated record
UGUCGUCGCACUACCUGCUCUCUGUGGACCGUCGUCGACCAUGUUCGCCGCCCGUCGUAUCGCCCAACUCGGAGGCGCUCGUGCCUAUAGCAGCACGGCUGCUCUCUGGGGUGCUGGAAAGGUAACCCAAGUCAUUGGAGCCGUUGUGGAUGUUCAAUUCGAUGAGAAACUCCCCAAGAUUCUCAACGCUCUGGAAGUGGAAGUCGUAGCGGGCGCUGAGCGCCUCGUCUUGGAGGUUGCCCAGCAUCUGGGAGAGAACACUGUCCGUACGAUUGCUAUGGAAAGUACCGAUGGUCUCGUCCGUGGACAAAAGUGCGUCGACACUGGCGCUCCUAUCCAGGUCCCUGUCGGUCCGGAUACCUUGGGACGCAUCAUCAAUGUGAUUGGAGAACCCGUCGACGAGAAGGGACCCAUCUUCCUCAGCAAGGAGGCCGAAAAGUACGCCCCCCUCCAUCGCGCCGCCCCUACUUUCACGGAACAGGGACGAUCCCAGGAUAUUCUCGUCACUGGAAUCAAGGUCGUUGAUCUUUUGGCGCCUUACGCCAAGGGAGGAAAGAUUGGUCUCUUUGGCGGAGCCGGUGUCGGUAAAACCGUCGUUAUUAUGGAACUCAUCAACAACAUUGCCAUGAACCACGGAGGAUACUCCGUCUUUGCUGGUGUUGGUGAACGUACCCGUGAAGGUAACGAUCUUUACUACGAAAUGAUUGAGGGUGGAGUCAUCAAGAUUGAUGAAAAGACGGGAUCCACCGCUGGUUCCAAGGCUGCCCUCGUGUACGGACAGAUGAACGAGCCCCCAGGUGCUCGUGCCCGGGUUGCCUUGACUGGUCUCGCUAUCGCUGAGUACUUCCGUGACGAAGAGGGCCAGGAUGUGUUGCUAUUCGUCGACAACAUUUUCCGGUUCACCCAAGCCGGUUCAGAGGUGUCUGCCCUCCUGGGACGUAUUCCUUCGGCUGUCGGUUACCAGCCUACUCUAGCGACGGACAUGGGAGCUCUUCAGGAGCGUAUUACUUCCACCGGAAAAGGAUCCAUUACCUCCGUGCAGGCCGUCUACGUGCCUGCUGAUGAUCUGACCGAUCCCGCCCCGGCCACCACCUUUGCUCACUUGGACGCCACGACGGUGUUGUCUCGUUCGAUUGCCGAACUUGGAAUUUACCCUGCUGUCGAUCCCCUCGACUCCACAUCCCGUAUGCUUGAUCCCCGUGUGAUCGGACAGCGCCAUUACGAUGUUGCCCGUUCCACUCAGAAGCUCCUACAGGAUUACAAGUCCCUCCAAGAUAUUAUCGCAAUUCUGGGUAUGGACGAACUCAGCGAAGACGAUAAACUCACCGUCUCUCGCGCCCGUAAGGUCCAAAAGUUCAUGUCUCAGCCUUUCCAUGUCGCCGAAGUCUUUACGGGUACCGCCGGAAAGUUUGUGUCGCUCGAAAAGACCAUUGACGGCUUUUCCCAGAUUAUCAAUGGAGACUACGACGAUUUGCCGGAGGGUGCCUUCUACAUGGUUGGAGAUAUUGAAGAUGUCAAGGAGAAGGCGGGUCAAAUGGCUAUGUAAACGAGGAUUACGCGAUUGUUAUUAUAAGUCGGGAGUCGUUCCCCCCUUUUUCGACGAAAGCGUAUUUCGAAAACUAAUAGUUCAACGAAUUCCAAUU